Molecule: messenger RNA, 1903 nt
Organism: Nilaparvata lugens (brown planthopper)
Lineage: Eukaryota; Metazoa; Arthropoda; Insecta; Hemiptera; Delphacidae
Product: astakine-like
Exons: 3
Coding region: 333-740 (135 amino acids)
Source: RefSeq, a predicted model, not a curated record
AGCACGAUUCUGGUUAGCAGCCUACGACUGCGAUGCGGAGCGCAUCUGCCUGCUGAAUAAUUACUGUUGCUUCGUAGUCAUAGUCAGUCAGUCCACCACCGUCAGCAACACUGGAUGUUGGCCUCUGCUGCUGGGGAUGCCACACUUCUCAGUCAAACUCAGCUAACACCGCCUUACCUUCUUCUCUUGUCGAUUUGAUUCUACUCUACUUUGCUAGAGACAGUAUAGAUAUUGAUAGUGAACAAAGAAGUGUGAUAAUACCGUAUAUUAUUAAAGCCUUCGUGAAAAAUACUUAAUUAGUGCAAACGAUUGAAAGGAUUACUGAAAUUAACAUGAAGAAUCUCCAUGUCUCUUUAUUGUUAUUGUCGAUUGGAAGUUUUCUAUUGGUGGAAACUCGACCAGAAAAUCGACCAGGAUACAUUGAAUGCCAAGACAGUGCUGAAUGUGGAUCAUUUGCUUGCUGUGUCAUAGGAAUGGAUAGAUACAGCAGUCCCAGAUGCAUGCCACACAGAAGGGAAGGAAAUAUUUGUAGACCUGCCAGCAAUACACCUCAGAACAAAACCAUCAGUAUAACACCAUUCGAAUUUAUGGACUUUACAAAUGUCCAUGACAUCAUGUGUCCAUGUAUGGCUGGAUUGCAUUGCUAUGGUGAUGGUUACAGUCUAGCCACAUGUAUCCGCGAACAACCGACGCUUUUCCAAAACGUACUGGAUGCAAGUCAAGGAGAAGGCUUUGAUUAAUUUCAAAAAUUCCAUAACUGAUUAAUUUAAUGCAAGAAUAUAUUUAUUGUGCUACAGAAUAUUAUUAGAGUAAAUUUAUAAAAUAUACAUAUAGAUAAUGUAGAUAGAUGCUGUGGCCAAUGAGCUGGACUAUUUCCCCUCAUAUUUUUGCCGAAGUAGGAAAUAUCAUCUAUAAAAAAUAUGAAUUUCUUGAGGCUUUCAAAAGUGAGCUAAACUUUACUUUGAAAAGCUCAAAUCAAACUAUAACUUCUGUUGUCCACUUAUCUCUUACCAUCAUCCUUCCUAUAAAAUUCAUGCGCAAGCCCAACGCUUAUAUGGGAAUCAGACAAAAAGACUGAUGCUAAUUUGUGGAAAUCUCCUUCAGUGAUUGCAGUGAAAUAUUACUUUACUGAUAUAACAACCUACUACUCUCUACGCAACCUCAAUGACACUGAGACUCCGAUAUCUAUAUCUGACGCUAUAUCUGAUCUAUAAAAGAACGUUACUUAUUGAUGUGUCUCUAGUUCACCAUAGUUCUGGGCUGACGCCUGUUUACUGUAUAGUUUGUGACAGGCCCAUAUAAUUACUGUAUACAGUAAUUAUAUAUGUCAAAAACAGUACAGUAAUUAUUAUAUUGUCUCAAACUGACUUUCUCGUUGCACAAUAGUGAGUAAUAACUAUAAAAUAGUGAGAUUCAAUCCUGUUACAAUAAUUGUAACAGGGUUAUAAAUCUCAGUUAAUUAAUUCAUAAUUAUUAUGAAUUUUCACUACCUAGUUCAAUAUAGAAGUUCUAAUGAUCUGUGCACGGUAAUCAAACAUAACUAGACACUAAUCAAUCCAAUAAUAUUCAAUUUCAAUAUCAAUUUUAUUCCAAUAAUAAAGUUUCAUCGGCUUUGCUGGUAAAAUCUACUUAUCAAUAAUAAUAAUUCAUCAGUAAAUUCAAGAUAGAGGAGGCUGCACCAAUAAGCAGGCCUACACAAUUUAACCGGCCUAUUACGUAUAGUGUUUGAUUAGAUAAAAGUUCAUUGUUCAUUACACCAUUCAUGACGUAUUAUUUUAAGAUUCAGAUGUUUUCUACUUCUUACCGAACAUUCUACCUACUUACUUGAAGAUGUUACAUAAUAUGAAAACAGUGCAUUGCUUGAAGGCAAAACUAAUAUUUAAAAUAAAAAUAAUUUAUGGAA